This is a messenger RNA of Penicillium angulare, 201 nucleotides long. RefSeq lists its product as uncharacterized. Lineage: Eukaryota; Fungi; Ascomycota; Eurotiomycetes; Eurotiales; Aspergillaceae. The transcript has a single exon. The record is from RefSeq and is a predicted model, not a curated record. The coding region runs from base 1 to 201 and encodes 66 amino acids.
AUGUGCUUGCUUGGAGCUCUCGGAUUCCUGUUCAACAAGGACAAGGACGAGGACAAUUCUUACGGUCGCAACCCUGCCAAUGGGCCUCGACCUUCAAAUGGGCCUCAAAAUCCUGCCAUGGGUGGCCAAUACCCCACGGCACCUCGUCCAGGCCCUCCACCUGCAGGUCCUCCCCCGGGCCAGGCACCUCCCUACCGAUAG